AUGCCGCACGCUACGUCGUCCAAGAUCUUUCGCUCGUUCUUUCGCCGAUCCGUUUUGUCACGAAUGCAAGUCAGAGCGAUCGCUCAGACACGCGACAAGUUCCCGAUUGCACUCCUCGAAGCUUCGAUGAUCGCUUGCCGAAUCGGCAAUGCCGAUUCGAUUCAGAGAAUGUGUUACAAUCUCGAUUAAGUUUCUAAAAUGUAGAAGGUGCUGCAAUUAACUUUCGUUUGUGUUAACAAUCUUUUAAAAUAAAGAUAGAGAUUCGUUAUUCCUCGACUUACAGAAAUAUUCAAUUCGAUCGCGAACGCUUUUCCACGUCAUUCGAGUUUUGUUUGCAUUAAGAUUUUUUUAAGGGAAGGUAAAGGGUGAUAGGGAAGUAGAGAGAUUCGUUAUUCCUUUAUCUUACGGAAAUAUUCAAUUACUCGAUCGAAACGGUGGACGUUUUCCGAUUUCUUUGCUUCGCAGCAUCGUUCAGCCGGAACAAUCGCUUCGCUGAAGUUAGACACAGUUAGACGCUAUAGUUUGAACUCGAGAUACUCGUGCAGCAUGCAUUGGAAAGUGAAAUGUUGCGUUUCACCCGAUCGGUCGGCCGGUGGGGGUCGUAGGCUACGGCGAAGAUGUGGGGAUCAGUUCGCAGUUCGUGCAGUCUGACCCACUAACAUUCUCCUCAGUAACUCGAUGGGCGAUCUCUCAGCAGUCUCAGUGAUCCAGGUGUGCGGAGAAUAUCUCUCGCGGAUAAAAGUGGUCCGAAGGAGAUGACAUCGGGAGUGGUCGACGUGUUCGUUUGAAGGAAAAAGAAACGAAAAGAAGAGAAAUGCGUCGAAAUCGCAAUCUCUUGCUGCUGCUGUCGACAUGCCUGACGGUGGUCUUCAUCGUUCUGAGCACGAGACCGUCCGCGGAGCUGCUGGUGCCGUCGCGCAUCACCGAAGGACGCAGCACGUUCAAGGAGCAGGAAGAGUCACGUGCCGGUGAUGGGUCGCUCGCUCGCAGCCAGGCGCAACGGUACGUCACGCCUUCCCUCGCCGAAUUGGGUGGCUUACCGUAUAGGUACAAGCAUGUCCUCAUGCUAACACGUAUACCUGGUACAGGCGCCGAACUGAUGGUCUUGAUCCUGCAGCGUUUGCAGGGAUAUAACGCCUUCAAACAUGUACGUCUGCCACCGGACGAUCAUGGGCUUUUAUCCACGUUACAACAAGAAUUAUUGGUGGAAGAAAUUACGAGUAUCGUCAGGCAAGAAGCGAUUCCCUUGACUUUCGAUGGGACGGUGAGAUUCCUGAAUUUCUCGAAAUUCGGACGACAGGGGCCCACUUUUAUAUCUUUGGUGAGAGAUCCUCUGGAUCCUCGAAUGUGGGGAAGGUACGAAAAAGCAGAGGAAGGUCUGCUCAAUCGUGGAGCUGUAUCUCAUUUCUGCGGACAGGAACCGCGCUGCAUGGAACGAAAUAACACGUGGGCACUGGAACAGGCCAAAUCGAAUGUAAUUCGAUGGUAUCCCGUUGUUGGCAUACUGGAUUACUUGGAGGAAUCUCUGAUUGCGUUCGCGGCCGAGUUUCCAUAUUUUUUUAAGGGCGCUACUCGCAUCUAUGAACAAUUUCGGCCGAAGGAGAAGCAUCUACCCGCCUCGUCGUUAACUUUAAAACUACAAAUUAAGGACGCGUCGUUAAGGAGAGCACUUGUGCAAGAGGUGGAAUUUUAUCAGUGGUUGAAGUCCCGAUUACUCGAUAAAGUUUUCAAUAGUGGUUGAGAGUGUGCAUGCGUCUAGCGAAAUUAACGUUCAAAGUGACAAUUAACGCGAACCGCGCGAACGUCGCGAGUUUUUUGCGUUGGAAAAAAUCAAGAGAUAACAAAAACGACUUUUAGGGAUUAUGAUUUUGCAAUUAUACGCCAAAGAGACAGAUUGAGCUUCUCGUGCCAUCUAGAGAUCGUUCGCACAACUAACGUACUUCAAACGUAGAGGGUAAGUCGUCACGGUGACGUCACCUGAUGUGAUUUAAUGCAAAUGAAGUUGCAACAAUUUUUAUUACAUGCGAAUCGUGUUUAGAAAUUCGUGCACCGUGAUCGUUGGUUAAUAUUUAGAAUUAUGUUUUUCUUACUCAAGUUAUGUGAAUCGUUGGUAAUUUUUAAGCUUUGUUUCAUCUUUCAGUUACUGUAAACUAUUUGUAGACACUAAAGUCUGUUAGAGGCCGUCCCGAGUCAUGAAUAAAUGAAUAUCUAGACACGAUGCACACGCUGCGUCGCAAUUGUGCACAACUUUCACAUGUUGCAGUAUUCCUAGCACUCGGUGUACUUGACUUUCAUCGAUUUAACGUAAUAUUUCAUUUGGAGAGUGGGUAUACCUUAGAACGGGAUAAAAUGCGAACCGCGAAACCAUUACAACCAUCGUACGUCUAUCUAUUGUAAUAGAUCGAAUAAAUACAGAAGAGUACAAAGAAAUGUUUUACGUGCACGUCGUUCCCCUUCGUUUCUUCUUCUCCUCCUCUUUCUCUUUCUUUUCUUCGUACAUUUUCACACCAAAGAUACAAAAUGCAGAACACGACUUAAAACGUCUACUUAUGUACAGUAACGACAAAUGUGAAAAUGCAGCGUUGUUUUUUUUUGUUUUUCUACGCCGUGAUAUUGCGUAG
This is a messenger RNA of Ooceraea biroi (clonal raider ant), 2621 nucleotides long. RefSeq names its product uronyl 2-sulfotransferase. The record is from RefSeq and is a predicted model, not a curated record. Gene Ontology annotation, molecular function: sulfotransferase activity. NCBI's taxonomy places the organism in Eukaryota, Metazoa, Arthropoda, Insecta, Hymenoptera, Formicidae. Gene Ontology annotation, cellular component: membrane.